AUACAGGCAAACUCCAAGGAGGGGUGUACGUCUAAUGAUGGAACUAAUAUCGCCGCAGUCUAGGGUUCAGAUUCCGGUAAUCGAGUUAAAGGUUGCAUAUCAUAGGGUACAAUUGGUACAACGUGAUUCAAUACAUGAGAUCAGAGCUCAACACACUUACUUUAAAAGUUAUUUAGAGGUCAAUUGGGGGCAGAUUAAGUUCAUGUUAGAUGACGCGGAAAUGAAGUUAGGUCUUCCUAGUAAAAUACCAAUUCCAUAUAUUGAAAGGGGAGUCAUUGAUCAUUUGUUGCAUGAACCAUAUGUAAUCCGAUUCUAUUGUGAAAUUGAUAAGAAUGUGUUCAUUCUCAUACCAAAAGAGAGAAUGGUAGUGUAAUAAGUUAUUGUAUGUUAUUCCAGUGGCUCAAGCACAAAUACCAUCUUUCUGGAACUUUCGGGCAGAGAAAGUUGACAAGUCCACCCAAACAGAAAAUACCAAAGGCGAGGUUAAGAGAGAGGUACCAGUGCCAGUGACUACCCCAGAUAUCCAACCCAUGGUUGAAAGCACCGUCCUGGCGGGGGUUCACAUAGAGAAAAUUUCUCACAUGAAAUAUGUAUGAAGUAGAUUCUGGACUCUGGGAACUUUACAACAAGAAAACCAUUUUGGACAAUCCUUGAAAUAUAAAAACUUCGACAAACGACAAGCAAAAUAAUUUAGACUAUUCGCGGAAUAUUAGACAUUAUUCAUGACAUAAUAAGGACUACCGAAAGAACAUUAUAAACCAAUAGAACUCUCUAC
Molecule: messenger RNA, 775 nt
Organism: Owenia fusiformis
Lineage: Eukaryota; Metazoa; Annelida; Polychaeta; Sabellida; Oweniidae
Source: the annotation of a GenBank genome assembly